AUGGCACUACCCUCCGCCUCUCAGGCAUCGUUCGAUAUGAGCUCACUUGCUACAGCUGUCAACGAUGCUAGUGGUAAGCAGUCGCCUUGGCAGCAACCAGCGCCUCCUGCCGCAGUGGAAACAUACCAACAAAGUGGAUAUCAGCAUCCUCCGCCUUUGACGCCGGAUCCCAGGAUUGGAGCAGGCGCGAUGGUUCCCACCCAGAGCUUGCAAACCCAACAGACUUGGAACAACACAUGGCACCAUCAGUCUUCUAUGGGUGGACCGCAACUUAAUUGCGCCAUGUCGUCGAUGCAGUCUUAUCAACCUAAUUGGCCACCACCGACUCCCCAGAUGACUCCCCAGCUUCCUGCGCCCCAGUCUUUGGUUACAUAUCAAACUGAGCGCCAACAAAACCCUGAAACUCUCUCCAACGUCAUGCGCGUGCAACGAGACGGGGACCAACCCCGAGUUCGCAAGAUUCUCUCGCUGGAUGGAGGCGGUGUUCGAGGACUGUCAUCGCUGAUUAUUUUGGAUUACCUUAUGGACAUGCUAAGCAACAUCCGUGGUGCAAGGUUGGAACCGUGGCAAGAGUUCGACAUGAUUGCAGGCACUUCGACCGGAGGUUUGAUAGCAAUCAUGCUUGGUCGUCUUCGAAUGUCUGUUGCAGACUGCAUUAAAGCAUACAAGCAGCUUUCACACGAGAUAUUCACCCCUAUACACGGUUCCGCCAAUGUAGCCGGAAAAGCAAUCGACUUUUUAAAAGCCAAAGGCAAGUUCCGUUCAGAGCCUUUAGAACGGUGUAUAAAGCAGAUGCUCAAGGAUCACAAUCUUUCUGAAGAUGAAUUAUUAGUCGACUGCAACCCAGACUCCCCGGCAAUGUUCGUAUGCGCUGUUGAAGGCCUCAACAGUGAUGCUGUUGUUAUUCGGUCUUACAAAAGCAAAGAAUUUGACGAUCUGUAUGGAGUGUGCAAAAUUUGGGAAGCUGCCCGUGCGACUUCAGCCGCCUCUACUUUAUUUGACCCUAUCAACAUUGCAGGUCGCGAUUAUGUCGACGGGGCUUUGAAACAUAACAAUCCAAUUGAGAAGGUCGAUGAGGAAUCCAAAGAAAAAUGGCCAGGAGAUGAGCGUCUGAUAAUUUCAAUCGGAACGGGUAGCGCCCCUGGUCCGGAUGUGACUGGCGACCUGAAAUCUAUUGUUGAGGCCUUGAGAAAGAUUGUCACAGAAACUGAAGAUCGCAGUAAUGCUUUUCGAAAACGUAAUAAGGAUAUGAUCGAAGCAAAUCGCCUCUACCGAUUCAAUGUGUUCCAUGGGCUGGCUGAUGUUGGACUUGCUGAGCAUGAAGCCGCCGGAAAGGUUGCCGCUCACACAGCGACAUAUUUGAAGAAGUACGAUACUGCGCGGGAAGUUGAACUAUGUGCCUCGUCUUUGGGCGAGACUAGUCAAAGGCUUGGUUACAUAGCUGGCGAAGGUCGGUUUUACUGUUCGUGA
Messenger RNA from Exophiala aquamarina CBS 119918, 1470 nucleotides. RefSeq lists its product as uncharacterized. Gene Ontology annotation, biological process: arachidonate metabolic process. Lineage: Eukaryota; Fungi; Ascomycota; Eurotiomycetes; Chaetothyriales; Herpotrichiellaceae. Gene Ontology annotation, cellular component: membrane. The transcript has 3 exons. The record is from RefSeq and is a predicted model, not a curated record. The coding region runs from base 1 to 1470 and encodes 489 amino acids.